Thalassophryne amazonica is the source of this 3338-nucleotide messenger RNA. RefSeq names its product probable C-mannosyltransferase DPY19L4. Gene Ontology annotation, cellular component: nuclear inner membrane. The record is from RefSeq and is a predicted model, not a curated record. Gene Ontology annotation, molecular function: mannosyltransferase activity. The transcript has 19 exons. NCBI's taxonomy places the organism in Eukaryota, Metazoa, Chordata, Actinopteri, Batrachoidiformes, Batrachoididae. Bases 144 to 2435 code for a protein of 763 amino acids.
UGUUCAUGUUUGACAGAGAAAAUUCUGUGUUAAAUCCGCUGGAAGUCAAACUAUAGCUCAGCUCAUUGUCUUAAUAGCUAAAUGUUCGUUAGCUAGCAUGCUUCAAUCUGCUCAGAAACAUCUAUCGUCGUUUUCUUCUCACCAUGACUGAAUUAAGAUGUCGAAAAACAGAAAAUUUAGAGGAGGAGGACGGCGAAGACAAGGCUGAGCUUCCUGAAGAACCAAAUCUGCAGCAAAAAGGUACGAUUGAGCCAGUGGACACCUGCAGUGUGGGGAGGAUGACCAGCAGUGAGGCUGAAGGCAAUCUGCUGAAAAACACAGAAAAGAAACCAGAUGAAGAAAUAAACAAGCAGGAAUGUUCUGUAAAAGGGACCAAGAACCUUUCCUGUUCACACAUCCAGCAUUUUGUGAGGCUGUUCAUUGGCUGCUUGGCAGCGGUGGCUUGUGCGAUGGCAUAUGCCAUGUAUCUCUCAAUAUACCAUGACAGGAAGUUCUGGUUUUCAGCAAGACAGGAGUGUCAGCGUGGAAGUACCUUCCAAGGAGGCAGUGGACUUUAUUAUUAUUACUACAAGUACCUGCUGACGGCACCGUCUUUUCAAAGAGGGAUUUAUUACCUGCUGGUUGAUAAUCAGACUAUUUCAGGUGAAACCAUCAACACAGUGGAGUGUCUGUCGCUGUAUCCAGAGCUCAUCACAAGCUUCCUCUACAGAGUCACAGGCAGCCAGGAUUUUGUGGAGCCAUUCUAUUUCUAUGUUGGAAUGGUGUUCGGCCUCCAGUCUCUCUAUGUCACAGCCCUUUUUGUGUGCAGCUGGGUGAUGAGUGGCACCUGGGUGUCGGGUGUAUUGACUGUGGCCUGGUUUGUUAUCAACAGACCAGAUACAACCAAAAUGGGCAGUGCCAUUCCUCUUCGAGACAACUGGGCUCUGCCUUACUUCUCUUGUCAGGUGGCAGCUUUGACUGGAUUCCUGAGUAACAACAUCAACUCUGCCACUGAGACGCUUUGCUACUUCACCAUGUGUGUCACCACCUUCACCUUCCUCCUCCUAUGGGAGCACAGCCACUACGUGCUCUUUGUCCAAAGCCUCUGCCUUUUCCUGCUGGACUCUUUUGACCUUGUCCCCCACCGCAAGGUAGCCAACACUCAAAAGGUCUACCUCUGCUCCUUGUUCUUGGUCUACUGGUUCCAGUUUCAGAAUCUGACCCUGUUGAGUUCUCCUCUGCUCAGCCUCCUGCUUAGCUCAGUACUCAUCAGAUACUUCCAGAAAAACAUGAAGACAGGACGUAUCGUUGCGAGACUCAUGAAGCUGCUCCUACAUUUCUACAUGGUCUUUACAACAGGGAUCACCUUCAUGUAUUUGGUGAAGAAAUUUAUACCUGCAAGCAAAAUUGACUUCAUGCUGAAGCUCCUUGAAGUAAAAUUUGGGCUAAACACAACAACUGACUUCAUCACCAACUUCCUCCUGUGCCAAGAGAGUUUCCAAACCCCGAGUCAGGAGUUGUUCGUGCGACUGACUCAGACGUCGGUCUUGCCCUUCUACAUGUUGGUGCUUGCUGUCUGCCUGUUGUCCUCAUUCGAGACCAUUUACAGAAGACUCAGUGGUCAGCCAUUGAAAACCAACCAGACUCUUGAAGAUGGGCGAUCAGGAGAGAGGCCUGAGGUCAUUUAUCAUGUGUGUCACACAUUACUCUUUGGAGGAUUGGCUAUGUUUUUUGAUGGGAUGAAGUAUCUUUGGACACCUUACGUCUGCAUGUUAGCAGCGUACGGUGUUUGUUCUCCAGAGCUUUGGAUGACUGUGUUUAAGUGGCUGAAGCUGAAGUCCAUCCAUCCUGUAGUACUGGCCUCCAUAUUGAGCUCAGCGGUUCCUGCCAUCAUUGGGUGUAGUCUGUGGCAAGAGUACUUCCCUCAUAUUUUAGCAGAGUUGUCUGAUCUCCAAGAGAUGUACGACCCAGAUACGUUUCAGUUGCUCAACUGGAUUCGGGCACAACCUCCAGAGGCAGCUGUGUUUGCCGGCAGCCCUCCCCUGAUGGGAUCAGUGAAGAUGUGUUCAGGUGCAACUGUGACCAGUUUGCCGCUUUAUUCAGACGUCAGCCUGUUGAGGAGGAGUGAAGACACUUACCAGGUGUAUGCAAUGAGGUCUCCAGAGGACAUCUAUAAGAUUCUGACCUCUCACAAGACAAACUACGUGAUCAUCGAGGAGUCCAUUUGCAAUGAAUUUAUCAUUAAUAAAGGCUGUAGGAUCAAAGACCUGCUUGACAUUUCAAAUGGACAUGUGUUGUACGACAAAGGAGAGAUGCACUCCUUCUCCAGACACGGAAGAUUCUGCCAGGAGAUAAAGAUGAAUUACUCGCCCUACACAAACUACUUUACAAGAGUUUACUGGAGCCGCUCGUACCACGUCUACAAAGUGAACUCUGUCCUUUCGUUUCAGUACUGACAGCGGCUUCUUUGUCAUGUGCGCGAGGCGCUGCAGGAGUUCAGUGGUGGACAGUCAAACCCUGGGGGUCAAACCUGCACAUAUACUGCGGGUGCAGUUUGUCACGUCCUCAAGUUUAAAUCUACCACGUCAUCAGUAAACUGUGCUCCAGAGUCUGUUUUUUAAAUCCAGUGUUUCUCAAGUAUUUAAAUGAAGCAGAAAUCACACAACCUGCUGGUCAUAAUGUAACGUCACUGGAUUUACUGGUAUCGUCCAGAUACCCACAGUCAUCCUGUAUAAUCUUACUACAUCUUUUUUGCCAUGUUGACAUGGAUGAAACAUGCCUCGAGGUUGAACAGCUUGAGGUCAGUGUCUUGCUGAAGGGCACUUCAGUAGUCACACACACAUAUGUCUGUAUUUGUUUUGGCUGAUAGUUUCUCUCUGGGUCAUCCUGAGAAUCCACAGGAGGCCAACAAGUUGCUGGACAUCACAGCCGGCCUGUUCUCGAGCGCUGUGACUGCUGUGCAGCACGGGGGGCAGUCUCUGUUCUUCCCAGUGGAUUUUGGUGUUCAGCAGGGGAUGUGUUUUGGCUCCUAACACUUUUUUGGGUAGGGUUAGGUGUUGUCAGUGAGAAAAGGUUCGCAGACGAAGCUGUGACGUCUGUGGGAUGGAUGGACGCACUGAUUGCAGCCAUCGAGAAGCUGAGUGAAGGAGAUGGAGUGUCUGGGUGUGUGUCAUGGAUCAGACUCUGUGACUUCUUAAAACUAACCAUCAGUCAAUAUGUGGUGAAUGAGAAUGAACACUGUUUCAGAGGCAAAGGGUCGACAUGCCCACAUACUGGUUGGAUUUGGGUUUUUGUUUGUUUUUCUUUUCAUUUCUAUAUGUGCACUUUGUUUAUUGAUAAAUUAAAAACUGCUCCUGGCA